GUUAGCAUCAAUUUCGGUUAUCAUAUAAAAAUUGAGGAAAGGAUUGCAGCGGAUACCCUUUGGGCUAGUCACCUGGCUUCUGAUGGUUACCCCGUCUUCGAUAGCUUGCUAACGUUGAUGGGACUCGAUUGUCUAGAUGUUAGAGAGUCUAACAUGUAUGCGAGUGUUUGGGUGUUAAAACCCGUAACGCGUAAUGAAAGUAAUACUGAUGGUGAACUAUGCCUGAAUAGGGUGAAGCCAGAGGAAACUCUGGUGGAAGCUCGUAGCGGUUCUGACGUGCAAAUCGAUCGUCAAAUUUGGCAGAAACUCGUUAAACAGUUUUAUGAGGUAAAGCGAAUGAUUAGAGGCCUUAGGGUUGAAACAGCCUUAACCUAUUCUCAAACUUUAAAUAU
This is a messenger RNA of Acaulospora morrowiae, 392 nucleotides long. The record is from the annotation of a GenBank genome assembly. Lineage: Eukaryota; Fungi; Glomeromycota; Glomeromycetes; Diversisporales; Acaulosporaceae.